Colletotrichum fioriniae is the source of this 1260-nucleotide messenger RNA. RefSeq lists its product as uncharacterized. The record is from RefSeq and is a predicted model, not a curated record. Lineage: Eukaryota; Fungi; Ascomycota; Sordariomycetes; Glomerellales; Glomerellaceae.
AUGACGCUCGAAACCAAGGUCACGAGUCUUGACGAGGCUAUGGACCAGCCAAGUCUAUUGCAUAGAGCCUCUAAGAAGUGCUUGCGGGUUCUCAAAAAAGCGUCAAUGAGAGAAAAGCCACGGCCCGACGACAAGUCAAGCACCAGCGGAAGAUCUUUGGCCAGCAGAUCAUCGUUCAGGUCAUCUUUCUCAACAUCAUCUCUGUUCACGACAAAAACUGUAGAGGAGGAUCAUAUGACCUUGGACCGGCCCAUCACAGAGGAGCCUAUCGAGGAAGAAGUUAGCAGCGAUGGAAAUAAGAUGAGCGAAAACCCCGUCGACGAAGAGUUAACGCAACAAGCGAGUUCGAAAGCACCGAGAAAAGAGCAUCACCAGGGCCAGUCGACCUUCUUUCGGCAGCUGCCCCCCGAAAUCCGGCAUCAGAUUUACAGACAUUUCUGGAUCUCGGCCGGGGUCGAACGGCAUGCUUUUCUACGAAACAGGAAACUUUUGUUCUCUCCCUGCAUCACAGAUCACGAGGCGCCUGAUGAGCGUCAGAUCGGGGUCGCCAAAGAUUUCGGAAAAUCUUCAUCCACAGCGGAGGUUCAGCCACAUCCGAAAUGGUUCAAAAGGAUGACAUCUCCCUGGUGUAAUCACUGGAAAUGCGAGAGGUUAUGGGAGGAUAUACGAAACGGACGCGAAGUGGACGGGAACAAGCAGCAAGCCUACAUGGCUCUUCUUCUGUCCUGUAAGCGGAUAUACAACGAAAGCAUAGAAUCCUUCAGAGAAGCCAAAACCCUAACAAUCACCGACGGUCAAACCCUCCACCGCAUCCUCCGGUGGCCCCGCCCCAAAUAUCUCCACCAAGCCCGCCGCCUCAACAUCUCCCUCCGCCACGACAGCGGCAAUUUCCUCUACCUCAACGGCGCCUCUAUGUGGCACAUACUUUCCGAGCAGGACUCGUGCGCCGCCGAGAGCAUCUACCUCUGGCUCGACGCCGAAUGCCCCGUCACGCGCCGCCUACUGCCCGAGUUCCGCGAGCUGUACAACUGCGUGCCGGCCUCCAUCGCGGCGCGGCUGACGAUUAAUUUCCCUUGCGACGCCGAGGACGGGUUCUGGGCUUGGGAGGACGGGGUGGAAGUUGAAGCACAGGAGGGCGGAGGGCAACUGAAAAGGUUGGGGCCGUUGGUGCCCGAGUUCCGGGUUGUUGCGAGGGGGAGGCAGAGGUUUAAUGAGACUUCGGCAGGGGAGUCCAAGGAGACGGGUUUUGAGGGCGAGUAA